CGCCGUACUCGCUCCCCUGAUCUCAUCUCCACCGAGAAGCCAACCAAGAGUCCAAAAAGGGUCAGACGCCCAAGCUACCAUGGCGAACCCAUCCACGAGCUCGAGGCCGUCGUUCGCGGCUCCUAGUGGCACCAAGCUCAGCUGCCUCUGCUCGCCCACGAACCACCCGGGCUCCUUCCGCUGCACCCGCCACCGCAACCCGCGAGGGCGACCGCAGACGUCGUUGCCGUCGUCCUCCGGCCGCGCCUCGCAGCCUGCUGCGGCGCCGGGAGCCAGCGCGACGGUGCGCGUCGAGGGGAUCAUCAGGAGCGGUGGCGUCGGCGCGGGCGGACGGACCGGCAAUCUGCGCGCGCACCUGCUGCGGCUGGUCAGCCCGCCGUCCUCCGGCUGCAGCGACCACCGCCGCUGCCGCGACUUCAAGCCCCGCCCGUCCAGGCUGGGCCGCCUAGCCGUGACCGCGUGAGGCGGCCGGCCGCUGCCCACCUGCUCUGCUUCGCAGCUGGUAGUAACUACGCAGCUCACUAGUAACUACUGUAGUGGUGAACGGUGCGCCUCUAUUUCGCGCGCACCGACGCAUGGAUCCGUUUAUCUAGCAGAUACUAGCUCCGAGCCUAGGAUCGAGUACUACACUGGAAUCAAUGCUUUGUCACGGUGCUGAUAAUUACUACUCCUUGUAUGAAUCUGCACGCAUGUUCCUAGUAAUUUUUGCAGAGGAAUGAAACGGAUUAGUAGUUUCUGUC
This is a messenger RNA of Aegilops tauschii subsp. strangulata, 740 nucleotides long. RefSeq lists its product as uncharacterized. The record is from RefSeq and is a predicted model, not a curated record. NCBI's taxonomy places the organism in Eukaryota, Viridiplantae, Streptophyta, Magnoliopsida, Poales, Poaceae.